Molecule: messenger RNA, 5393 nt
Organism: Papilio polytes (common Mormon)
Lineage: Eukaryota; Metazoa; Arthropoda; Insecta; Lepidoptera; Papilionidae
Gene: nocte
Product: protein PRRC2C-like
Exons: 11
Coding region: 228-5393 (1721 amino acids)
Biological process (GO): cell differentiation
Source: RefSeq, a predicted model, not a curated record
ACGUCACUCUAUUGAUUGUGAAGGAAGGAGAUCGUCUUUUGGAGACGCCAUCUUAAAAUAAAGUGAUAUAAGUUUUGGUAGCGUAGGAUAUAGAAAAAAUCUAAAGUAAUCCCCAUUAAAUAAACUUGCAUUUGUCUAAGACAUUUUUUAUUUCGUAUUAUUCGAUAUAACGGACCAAGUUGGUGGUCGGUGAGAGGGUGUUCUCCUGAUGGUGUGUACAUCGCAGCAUGUCUGCACUCUCGACGCCGGGCGGCGGAGGAACUACGGCGCAGAGCAAGCCGACGUCCGGCAAGCAAAAAUAUCAAAAGUUGGACAUCAAUAGUUUGUACUGCGCCAACAGAAACGAAAGCUCAGAACCGUCCUCAGUUAAAUCUCAACUAAGCCGCAAACAUGGAAUGCAAAUUCUUGGAAAAGUUCCCUCUGCUCGGCGUCCACCAGCUAACUUGCCUUCUUUGAAAACUGAAACCGGACAAGACUCAAACAUCAAUUCCAAUACUACUACUACCACAACAGUAUCAACACCGGCAACAUGCACUUCCCAAACAGCAUCUACAACAACGAACAGCGGUGUUGUUGCGGGCUCAGCGCAGGGCGGCUGGGUGCCUCUGCCACCACCUUCAUCACCACACUUUCGCACAGAGUUCCCCUCUUUAGAGGCUGCCGCUCAACCCUCACACCGAACUACAGAUGUUCCAGCCUCACAACCACUAUUAAGACCACAAACGGAAGGCAGUUGGACGUGCGGUGGGACGGCAGGCGUUCGUCAAGAAACUACAUCCUCUCCCGCCACGCCACGAGCCGUGGAGGUCCUAACUGCACGACCCAUUCUGAGGGAGGAACAAAUAUCCUCACUCGAUGACAUCUCUCGUGAUGCGGGAUGGGCACAACAUGACGAUAUUGAUUAUGAUCAAAAAUUGGACUUCUCGGAUGGUGAAUCAUCGACACCCACAACAAAGUCUAGUAGUAAAAUUAACAACAACCGUUCGAGUGCUGAUAAUGACCGUUUAGAUUCUAAGAUUCAGGAACCCGGUGACGAAGACCAAUUGUGGGCAGAACGGCGACAAAAGCAAAACAAUGAAGUGGCCCAAGCUGUCGCUAGAGCACGGCAGCGUAAAGAAGAAGAGCAACGGCGACAAAUGCGUGACACGCCGGCAUCGAUUCAGCAGACUAAAGAUAACCGGGAGAAAUCGGAUCGAAUUGACAAAGAUCGCAAUGAUAAAAGAGAAAGAGAUUCUAAUUCUAGGGAAAAGGAGAGAUUAGAAAAUAGAGAUCGCGAUAGAAUGGAUAACAGGGAAAAGGAUAGAAUAGAUCACCGCGAUAGAGAUACAAGAGAAAAAGAUAGAGGUGAACCAAGAGAUCGUGAACGUUUAGAUAACAGGGAUCGUAAUGACAAUAGAGAUAGAUUCGAUAAUAGAGAUAGGGAGCGAGAUUCUGAUAGGGAAAGACAUGAGAACAGAGAUCGAAAUAGAAAUGACAACAGAAACGUCAUGGAGAAUGAAAAAGAAAGAUUAGAUGCACGGGAUAGGGAUCGUAAUGACAACAGAGAUCGCCUAGAUCGUGACAGGUUUGAUAGAGACAGAGAGCGUGGUGAUAGAGAACGCGAUCGGGACCGUGAUAGAGAUCGUGAACGUGAUCGCGACCGGGAACGUGAUCGUGGUGAUCGCGACCGUGAUCGAGGUGAUAGAGAAAGAGGUGAUCGCGAUCGAGACUUCAGGGACAGAGAUUAUGGUCGCGAUCGUGACCAGACCAGUAAUGCAUUCUCUAAAACUUUCCAAGCUAAUAUACCACCACGGUUCUUAAAACAACAACAAAGUCGACAAGAAGAACAACACAAAGGGUGGGCAUUUACAGGAAAACCAGCGCCUAGGCGUCAAGACCCACCGGCGUAUAAUGCUCCACGCCAUGCUCCACAUAAUGGCCGCCGCUCAUAUUCAAGGGACUAUUCUGAUCGCGAAGACGAAGUUAGAAGGGACAAAGAAGCUUCUGGUCCUCAAUGGCGAUCAGAAAUGCAAGAUUAUGAUAAACCUGCUCGGGAUGUAGAAAAAAGUAACUCUAAAGAUUAUGGUAAUGACUUUAGAGAUAGAAGAAAUGAGUCUGAGAGAAAAACAAUAGAAGGCCACAUUGAGCAAAGAAGUAGAACCGCUGCAGAUAAAUUAACUGAAGUCUUUGAAAGAAAAAGUAUUGGCCUAACUGAGCCAUUUGCCCCUCCCGUAGAUUCUUCCGCACAAAUACAGCCACCAGAGCGGCAUCCCACACCACCUGUAGUGCCACAGGAAACUACUGAAAAAGACUAUAGUAAAACCUCAUGGGCCGAAGCAUCACAAGAAGACCAAACAAAAUAUUCUCCUUUAAAAGCCUCAUCUGAAAAUGUCGAUUCAUCUAAAGAGAAGGAGCGAGCGCCAAAAGAAUUCACAACAUCUGAAAAAGCAGAUGUCAAUACUUCUUUACUUCAACAAACUCUUCCCACUCAACUUCAACAACAAAAUGCUGCUCCAUUAAACAAUCCUCCUCCGGUAUUACAAAGUCAAACUAACAAGUUUCACACUAACCAAGGGUCUAUUGUGCAAGAUUUUACAGCAAAUCAGCAAUUAACCCAUUUAACACAAAGCACAGCACAAUCUGCACCUCUUCCUUCUAAUCAAUCUCAACUUCCGUUUACUGAUAGCCAAUCUCUUUCUAGGCUUGGCAAUCAAUCUAUUGCCAAACCUGGAACUCAAAAUGAUAUUCCUUUAAUUUCACCACAACUUCAAAAACCUGUUGACGUAAUUUCACAACACAUAACAAGUAAGCCUGCAUUCACUUCUCAAAAGUCUGAUAAAGACUUUUCAGAAUCAGAGUCCAUAGCAUCAAAGUCUAGCAACGAUCCAACAAUUUUGUUAGCGAAAAAUACUGACACAAGAUCUGCUGAAUCUAUUCAAGGUAUUACAGAUACUCAAACACAUGUUAGUGAGGAAAAGAAAAGUGAUUGUUUCAGUAAUGAACAAUUGCACAAAAUACCCUUGAAGGAGCCCAUUGAAAGAAAAUCGAGUGGAUCAGGAUCUGAAAAGAAAAGCAGAGGUUAUGGAAACAAUAGCGGUUAUGUGUAUAACAGAGGUUGGGGACCAAGAGAAUCUCGCGGAAGACGUUCGCAUCGAAGCUCACGUUCUAAAAAUAGGGCCAGUGAAUCUGAUGCGUCGACGGAUGGAGCACCUAAUGCUGAUCGAAAAGAACGCCGUAGGGCCCCUCGUAGCCCACGAGGUCCGAAGAAGCCAGAAAGGUCUGAUGAUCUGAAUAAUUUAGUUGAUUCAGGUCAGCCAGUAAGCGACGGUGUAGAUAAUAGAGAAAUACCAUUUGCCCCUCGUGGACAACCGUCUAGACGCGGGCGGGGUGGUUUUCAAGGGACAACUCGACCACCAGCCCCUGCAAAGCGAGUUACAGGAUAUGGACCCCCCAAUACUAAGAGUCCUUUCAGUCAGGCAAAUAGAGCCGUUAAAGAUACUGAGGAUGGAAAAGAUCCUAUCCAAGAUGAUCGAAUGAAACUUAAUAAUAAGCCAAGAACUGGUUCAUCGACUGGAAGGGGUCGAGAUCGACGUCCUAAAGGAGCUGGUCAAUUGAGUGGUGAAGAUGAGAAUUGGGAAACAACAUCCGAACAUUCCGAAAGCGGCGGCGCCCGUCGUCGUUCUGUAGGCGGUAGACAAUCUGCUCAGUCUCAAAAGGGACCUGGUGGUGGUGGUGGACGCAAUCCAAAUAAUCGACAAAAUAACGGUCGUAACGGUCAAGGCAUCAAGAAAGACAAUGUAGACGGGAAAAGUGCUGAUAUAACUGAUGCUAUAAGUCUUAAAAUAUCCACUAUGAAGAAAGACGAUGAAAUUGUUGAUGAUGGAUUCCAAGAAGUGAGAAAUAAGAAAAACUCCAAAGAUCCUAGAGGACCAAUAACAAAAGACGAAAAUCAACAAUUGUCUAAACAACCUAGAUCUCACUCCAAUCAAGGUGGAGGGAGAAAUGGUUCAUCAUCAAGAAACUCGAACGACAAAGGCAACGCUCGAGGACCGACGCCCGUUUCUGGUAAACCCAAUCCGCAAUACGAAAGACCACGACAAGCCAAUUUAGCACCCCGUUUUGUGAAACAAAGGCAAAAACAGCAAAUGGGUAUGAUGUCCAGCUUUAGCCCGGAUACCGGAGCUGCCCCGCCACCGCCAUCUGUCAAUGCCUGGGAUAAACCGAUUUCACAGACGCUGCGCGGUAAUAUUGACGAGCCUUUGGAGGUAAUUGACAACAAAUCGAGUCAAUCCAGCCAACGGAGUACACCUGGGGAUAUUCCUGCUGAGACAAAGACAGCUUCAAGCCCAUGCACAAUUAUAGCAGAAAAAACUGGAGUCUUAGAUGGCACCACUCCACCUGUGGAGACCAUUAUCUUUGAAAACACAAAUUAUAAAACAAUUCCUCCAGCUGAGGCUUUAAAACAAAAAUAUCAACCUAGUGCAGCUAAUGUGAAGGCUCAGAAUGAGGAUGUUCCUGCAGAAAUUGAUGCACGGACCAUUAAUUAUAAUGGAGAUGUACGACCGCGGCCAAGAUCUAUUCAGGAAAUAAUGGCAGAGAAUAGUAGGCCAGUACCUGAUCCUGAAGGAUCUUUAGGUCUUCCAAUAUCUUUUGACACAUCACAAAAAACUGAAGACUCCUCGGACAUGAAGCUUGAUUUUGCCUUUGACUCAGAUUUAGGUCAAUUAACUGAAGAUAAAGCUGCUAAGUCACUGGGCUUGCCCCGGAGCACUCAUAUGAGCUCUUCCAAUACUAUUUCUCCUCUGGCAGCUGAUCUCAAUUUAAAAAUUGCUAGUGUUAAAAAAGUUUGGGAGAUGCCUGCUGUGGCAGAAGGAAGUGAGGAAUUGCAGUUUGCUGGAUUUGAAGAAAACAAUACCGACACCGGUGCUCCUCCUAAUGUAUGCAAAGUAAAGCCAACCCAGCAACUGCAAUCUCCGCCUCCUCAGCAUUACAAUCACAUGGGAUACCAAAGUGGAUAUGGUGGCUUGUCAGUAUCUUCACCCCCUGCUGUUCUCUUUAAUUCAUCGCAACAACUCUUGGGCUCAUCACAACAGUUGCCACAACAGGGUGGGCUAUAUGGAGCAUUUUUAGAUCAAAGUCGAGGUCAGUUCGGUGGAUUCCCUGGGACACCCUACGGUGCAGGUUCCGCCGCUCCAUACAACUACCAGCCUCCUCCAGACAUGUUCCAAAGUCUUCCAAGUCAAUAUCGCAUGGCGGCUGCUGCCGGUGGUGGAGCCGCGUUUGGACAAUCGGGGCAGUUGGGCAACAGCCCUAACACUGUCCUAAUUUCAAGCACAUCUAAUUCAUUGAUGUCUGCCACUGUCAAACCUUCUUCACAACAAAUAGGAGCUAUAGUUGAAACUUCUAUGAAUUGA